GUACUUCAAUGGGACAGGUGCUGGCGUGAUGGGCAGAAGGUCUCCUGGUUUAAUUGUUCUUCCUGUGAAGUUAGCCUUUAUUUGUGUGUGUGUUGUUUAAAGAAAAGAAUGGUAAUGUAAACCCGUCUUUGAACAGAAUGUUCGCUUCCCCGCCGCUCAGGAAUCCCGAACAGUCUGUAAUUCGGUUUAUCGGAUUGUGCGGCCGGAGGGAAUUCGGGAUUUCGAAAGGAAAUUCCCUGUGCCUUUCGAACAGCGAUAGAGAUCUCUCGUCUGAACCCCUUCAAUUCAGGAAGGAAACUCCAAACUGUGCCUUUGAGUGGGAACAAAAUAAACCUGCCAAGUGAUUGUCCGAAUUCAUCCCGUUUCUAGAAUUCUAUUCCAGAGUUGCCACCUCACGUUAAUUCAGUUCCACUCCUGGAUUGGGGAAGAUAUUGGAACCGUUUAAAAGGAGGAAGCUCCCUUUUCAAAUAUGCGAGGAUCAGAGCAAGACGUGUUGUUGGUGUUUGUGACAAGAGCAUAGAAGUUCCAUCAGUGUCUCUCUGUCUUGCACCAGGAGCAAUAUGAACCCUUGUGCUGUCUACUCGGAGAAGCUCCAAUGUAUAGUAUGAUGGAAACCGAGCUGAAGCCGGCUGCCUCCCAGUCCAACACGGGGACACUCGGCAGCUCCGCUCCGGGGAACAACAGCAAGAAUCCGGGAGCGAACCCAGACCGCGUGAAAAGACCCAUGAACGCGUUCAUGGUGUGGUCCCGGGGCCAGAGGAGGAAGAUGGCUCAGGAAAACCCUAAGAUGCACAACUCCGAGAUCAGCAAGAGACUCGGAGCCGACUGGAAACUUCUGUCUGAUUCCGAGAAGCGGCCGUUCAUUGACGAAGCCAAGAGGCUCCGGGCUUUGCACAUGAAGGAACACCCGGAUUACAAAUACCGACCGCGGCGGAAAACCAAAACCCUCAUCAAAAAGGACAAAUACUCCCUCCCCGGCGGGCUGCUCUCCCCGGGGGCAGUGCCGGUGAACAGCAGCGUGGGAGCAAGCCCGAGAAUGGAGAGUUACUCUCACAUGAACGGCUGGGCCAACGGGACGUACCCGCUCAUGCAGGACCAGUUGGCUUAUUCCCAACAUCCAGGGAUCAACAGCCCCCAGAUCCAGCAGAUGCACCGCUACGAGAUGGCCAGUCUUCAGUACAGCCCCAUGAUGUCCAGCGCCCAGAGCUACAUGAACGCCGCCUCCACCUACAGCAUGUCCCCGGCUUACGGGCAACAGAAUUCAUUGAGCUCCAUGGUGAAAACAGAGCCGACCACCCCUCCCCCGCUCACGUCCCACUCCCGGGGAGCCUGCCUGGGGGAUCUCCGGGACAUGAUUAGUAUGUAUCUCCCUCCAGGAGGAGAUACAGGAGACCCGUCCGCCCAGAGCAGCAGACUGCACAGUGUUCACCAACACUAUCAGAAUACAGCUAUACCCGGCACAGGGUUGAGACAAUCAACGUUUCUACACGGGCGAGACUCCUUUUAGAUGCCGAAUUUUAUAUUAAAGCCUUUUUUGGGACUUCUAAUGCCAUCAGAUUUGCAGGCAGCGGAACUGCGAGGGGAAGGGGGGUGGGGAAGAGUUUGGAAAAUGUUUACCUAAUUCCUUGUAUCUGUAAAUAACUUCUAAUGUGUCAUUUAUCUUGUUUCAAAACCAUGCGGAAAAAUUAUACCAUUUCUGUAUGGUUUGUUUUUAACCUGUUUGGCCCUCUCCGUUGAUUUUUUUUUAGGUUUUAAGAGUGCGGGUCGCAACGCAAGAGUUUUAAUUUAUAGUAUUUUGUGUUACAUCUUUUCUGACGCUUGUGAACGUUUUAAGCUGUAUCUAGAGCCUCCUCCCGGUUUCUGGGAUUUGUGUUUUUAAAUGGUGGCAGAAUCCACCAUGUCGAUUGAGUAACUAUAUAUUGAGCAGAUGUUCUAGUUUACUAAUAAGUUUUCUUUAUAAUUAAAAAAGAUCUCCGGCUCUUGUUCCUGAACUGAGGUUGAAUAAAUUUUGGUUUUUUUUACAAAAAAAA
Messenger RNA from Stegostoma tigrinum, 2030 nucleotides. It is a transcript of the gene sox3, whose product is annotated as SRY-box transcription factor 3. Lineage: Eukaryota; Metazoa; Chordata; Chondrichthyes; Orectolobiformes; Stegostomatidae. Gene Ontology annotation, biological process: cell differentiation; anatomical structure morphogenesis; regulation of DNA-templated transcription. The transcript has 4 exons. Gene Ontology annotation, molecular function: RNA polymerase II cis-regulatory region sequence-specific DNA binding; DNA-binding transcription factor activity, RNA polymerase II-specific. The record is from RefSeq and is a predicted model, not a curated record. The coding region runs from base 596 to 1507 and encodes 303 amino acids.